AUGCUGCCUCCCCGUGUCCCACGACUGCUUGCCGUUCUCUGUCUGACGGUAGCCCUCGCUCUGCUGUGCUGCGAGAAAACCCGAGCGCAAUCAAGCUGUGGAUCGACUCCGUUGUGUAAACCGUAUGAUAGGCAGGGCCCUGCAUGUACGCGGAAAAGGCGGAUGGAUCUCCGCUUUUUUCUAGACACGUCCAGGGAGAACAACUUCACGGUGGGUGGCCAGACAUACCACACCGCCACCUACGGCUUUUGCCCGGUUGUAGACCAGCUCUCCUCGUUCACGCUAACUGGGGCACCCUUUCUCACCAGCUCCUACAUCACCACGAACGAAACGUCCGGCGAAGUUACCGACCACCUCUCGUUGAACAUGGGACCUCGGUAUCUUUCCGUCUACGGCUUCGGUGCCUCGAACAGCACCACCAAUCCUGAGAGAGACAUCUCUACCGGCACUGUGCUGAUCGCCGUGAACGGCAGCCGCACCACCGGCGUAACCAACUCCGUGGGCAUCGUGACGAUUCUGUCUCUGGAGAUCGGCCUCCAGAACGGCUUAUUCAACUAUAUCGACGCUGCCGUGGCGUCUGAGACGACCGCUAAAGAUUCGAACAAUAACUCCUUAUUGUGCACCUCCAACAGCACUGAACUCUCUGACAGCAUUAACUGUGUUAAGAACGCCCCCGUGCCGGCGGCGGAGCCGAUGAGGCUGCCAGCCAAAGUAGGCUUCGUCCCUACGUGCAACGCCCAAGAUGUAUGUGUUAUGGGAGAUCCUAGUGUCUAUACGUGUAUCGGUAACGUCCUGGGUAAGAAGAACUGCGGCGUUUAUAAGAGUAACCCUACUGAAAUCCGUGACGUACAGAUGACGGUGCUGGUAUCGUACUACGGCACAGAUUCGCGGCGGAACGUGCUGACAAGUGGUGGCCAAAACCCGCUCAACUUCGCCACCUUUGUCAGAGAAAAUGCAUUUCAGGCCUUUGCUCACAAGGUCACUUCCUUUUUCGAAGUAAAUCUCUCUGAUGUUGUGGGUGUGUGA
Leishmania braziliensis MHOM/BR/75/M2904 is the source of this 1026-nucleotide messenger RNA. RefSeq lists its product as hypothetical. Bases 1 to 1026 code for a protein of 341 amino acids. NCBI's taxonomy places the organism in Eukaryota, Euglenozoa, Kinetoplastea, Trypanosomatida, Trypanosomatidae. The record is from RefSeq and is a predicted model, not a curated record. The transcript has a single exon.